This is a messenger RNA of Venturia canescens, 2773 nucleotides long. It is a transcript of the gene Papss, whose product is annotated as PAPS synthetase. Gene Ontology annotation, biological process: sulfate assimilation; 3'-phosphoadenosine 5'-phosphosulfate biosynthetic process. Gene Ontology annotation, molecular function: ATP binding; sulfate adenylyltransferase (ATP) activity; adenylylsulfate kinase activity. Lineage: Eukaryota; Metazoa; Arthropoda; Insecta; Hymenoptera; Ichneumonidae. The transcript is spliced from 6 exons. Bases 480 to 2354 code for a protein of 624 amino acids. The record is from RefSeq and is a predicted model, not a curated record.
UUAGUUCACGUAGCGGCCACGACGCGAUACGUCGCUGGUGGUGUAGGUUUCAUGGGCAUAUAUACAAAUAGAUACAUAGAGAGCUGAGUUUCGCUGUCCCUCAGGAAAUUCGGAAUAAUUCAGUACAUCGCGACGUGGUUACGAAGAUCGGACGAUGGCAAAGUGUUCUCGCGAAGUGAGAUGUUUACUACGAAAACGAUAAAAUCUGGCUUGAUAUUUCACAAAAUCUUCAAUCAUUGAUAGCUAUUCGUCAUGCAACGAAGUUAUUAAAAUCAUAAGAAAUAACAAAAUUCAUUGAACGAGUUGCUAAAAAAACUCGAGAAAUAUUUUACUUUAGUCACCCUAUAUGUGUGCAUUGGCCCUUGCGCGGUAGGAACGGAGGAAGCAUUUAUUCGCGUUUAACGAGGGAAAAAUUUUUAAAAAAUAAAAAACGAGAAAACUACGACGGUUCGCACAGUGUAACAGGUGCAGGGAAACUGAUGUCAAAUCAGAGCAACGAAAUGCCGAAAAAACGAAUGAUGACGACGUGCACAAACGUUUCGGCCCAAGCCCAUCACGUGUCUCGGGCGAAAAGAGGUCAAACGUUGGGAUCGCUGCGAGGUUUCCGUGGCUGUACGGUAUGGCUUACGGGUCUCUCCGGAGCGGGAAAAACUUCGAUAGCCUUUCAAGUGGAGAAAUUUUUGGUGGAGCGUGGAAUAGCGGCGUACGGCUUGGACGGUGACAACGUGAGAACCGGUCUCAAUUGUAACUUGGGCUUCAGCAAAGAGGACCGCAACGAAAAUAUACGCCGAGUGGCCGAAGUCGCAAAGCUGUUUGCGGACAGCGGUCAAAUAUGUUUGUGCAGCUUCGUUUCGCCCUUCGAGGAAGAUCGCCAAAUGGCUCGGAGAAUUCACAAGGAUUUCGACCUCCCGUUCUUCGAAGUUUUCGUCGACACGCCUCUCAACGUCUGCGAAGCUCGCGACACCAAAGGAUUGUACAAAAAAGCGAGGCAAGGAGCGAUCAAAGGCUUCACUGGCAUCGACCAGAUGUACGAACGACCUGAAAAUCCUGACUUGAUCGUCAAGACCGAAAAUUGUACCCUCGAAGACUCCGCGGCCACGGUCGUCGACCUUCUCGAGAAAAAUUGCAUUGUUCCCAAUCUCACGAGUCACGGUACACCCAUUCGUGAGUUAUUCGUACCCGAAUCGAGAGUCGACAGUGCCAAGGCUGAAGCUGAGACUCUCAGCUUCCUUGAAAUCAACGAAAUCGAUGUCCAAUGGCUACAAAUUUUGGCAGAAGGCUGGGCAGCUCCUCUGACAGGUUUCAUGCGAGAAGACCAAUUCCUGCGAACUCAACAUUUGAGAUAUCUGAGCGACAAUGGGGCGGAAGUUAGCCAAUCUGUGCCAAUAGUAUUGGCGAUAAGCACCGCGGAUAAAAAUCGUUUGGAAAGUCUUUCCGCUGUAACCCUCAAAUACGCUGGCAAAUCAUUAGCUAUUUUGAGAAAACCAGAAUUUUACGAUCACCGGAAAGAGGAAAGAUGCGCUCGGCAAUUCGGCACAACCGAUCAGCGACAUCCGUACGUCAAAAUGAUCUACGAAUCUGGCGACUGGCUUGUCGGCGGUGACGUCGAAGUGCUCGAAAAAAUCAAAUGGCACGAUGGACUCGACGAGUAUAGACUCACUCCCAACGAAAUACGAUUGAAAUGCAAGGAAAUGAAAGCCGACGCGGUCUUUGCCUUCCAGCUUAGAAAUCCUAUUCACAAUGGACACGCUCUGCUUAUGCAGGAUACCCGAGAACGUUUGCUGAGCGAUCGUGGCUUCAAAAACCCAGUCUUGCUUCUGCAUCCACUCGGUGGUUGGACGAAAGACGACGACGUGCCUCUGCCCACGAGAAUUCGUCAACACAAAGCUGUUCUCGAGGAAGGAAUAUUGGACGCGAGAUCAACGCUUUUGGCCAUUUUCCCAAGUCCAAUGAUGUACGCGGGCCCUGUGGAGGUUCAAUGGCACGCGAAAGCUCGAAUGAACGCAGGAGCAAAUUUUUACAUCGUCGGACGAGACCCGGCGGGAAUUCCUCAUCCCGAUAAGAAUAUGACACCCGAUGGAAAUCUGUACGAUCCAUCGCACGGUGCAAGAGUAUUGUCAAUGGCUCGUGGACUUCAAACUCUAGAAAUAAUUCCAUUCAGAGUGGCAGCUUAUGACACGAAAAACAAGAGAAUGGCGUUUUUCGAGCCUGAGCGUCGGCAAGAUUUUGAUUUCAUAUCUGGCACGAGGAUGCGCGGUUUGGCCAGGUCCGGUGAAGUUCCACCCGAUGGUUUCAUGGCUCCAAAAGCUUGGCAGGUGCUCGCAGAAUAUUACCAGAACGUAGACAAAAAUUGACGCAGGAUAAGGACAAAUGAACUAUUAAAUUGUACAAAAGCGAGGAAGCAACGAAUGGCUGCUUCGUUGAAUAUUUUUAUCACGCAAUCAACUAUUUUACAUUCCUCUAAUAACUCAUAUUUUAUUCGUAUCGUUAUUACAUGUCGUAACGAACAAUGUUAUUAAUUUGCGCGAAAUUUUAUUAUUCUUUUUACCGGUGGUAGAGAUCGGCAGGUUAUGUGAAUGUGCAAAUUUUAUCAAUCAUAUUUAUAUGUGUAUUUAUGAUGUUUGUAAAUACUCUAGCACUUGGUUAAUGUAUCUUGUACAAAAGAUAGCUUAAUUUUCAUAUAUGCACAUACUAAAAUCAAAGUAUUAGAAAAAUUACAAGUGUACUGUGUAAAGUCCAUCUUUUAUCAUAUUAAACUAUUAAACCAAACUUA